AAGAGAGUGCGUAUAUAAAUGAAGGAAUAGCUUAGGUUGUGUCAUAGAAUUUGGAGACAAACAAAUUAAUCUAUUUUUUUAAGAAAUGAGUGAGAGAAUGAUCAUGAGUUGGGGAGUUACUGAGCAAGGGUGGAGGAAAGGUCCUUGGACUCCUCAAGAAGAUAAGUUGCUUACUGAAUAUGUUAAGUUGCAUGGAGAUGGAAGAUGGAGUUCUGUCUCUAGGUCUUCAGGCUUGAAUAGGAGUGGUAAGAGUUGUAGACUAAGGUGGGUGAAUUACCUUAGACCAGGCUUGAAAAGAGGCCAAAUUACACCUCAAGAAGAAGGCAUCAUUAUUGAAUUGCAUGCGCUCUGGGGAAACAAGUGGUCAACCAUUGCUAGAUACUUACCAGGAAGAACAGACAAUGAGAUAAAGAAUUAUUGGAGAACUCACUUCAAGAAAAAAGAAAAAUCACCAAAGAAACAACGUAAGCUCAUUAAAUGUCAAAAUUUCAAUCAAAAUUUUGUGAACCAACAACAAGAAGAGCAGCAACAUUUGGGUGAUGACAUGAAAUGGGCUAUGAUGAACACAAAUGUUGAUCACAAAAUGCAAGACAACAAUAUGGGAGUCAUGAACCCUAAUGUAGAGGAUCAAUGCUUGCCUGUGAUGAAUAAUGAAGAUGUUUCAUCAUGGGUAGAUUUUCUGAUGGAUGAUGAACUGUGGGGUGACUUGUGGAAUCUUGAUAACCAAGUUGCAACAUUCAAGUAAUUGCAGCAAAAUAGCCAAGCAAAAUUAGUAUAUAUAAUUAAUAUACCAGAUAAUUACUUUGUGUAAUAUAAUUAUGCCUUUGAUAAUAAAUUAA
Molecule: messenger RNA, 839 nt
Organism: Mercurialis annua (annual mercury)
Lineage: Eukaryota; Viridiplantae; Streptophyta; Magnoliopsida; Malpighiales; Euphorbiaceae
Product: MYB-like transcription factor EOBI
Exons: 3
Coding region: 86-745 (219 amino acids)
Biological process (GO): regulation of DNA-templated transcription
Cellular component (GO): nucleus
Molecular function (GO): DNA-binding transcription factor activity; sequence-specific DNA binding
Source: RefSeq, a predicted model, not a curated record